Alligator sinensis (Chinese alligator) is the source of this 1359-nucleotide messenger RNA. RefSeq names its product glycine receptor alpha 2 (gene GLRA2). Gene Ontology annotation, molecular function: extracellularly glycine-gated chloride channel activity; transmembrane signaling receptor activity; glycine binding. The record is from RefSeq and is a predicted model, not a curated record. Bases 1 to 1359 code for a protein of 452 amino acids. Gene Ontology annotation, biological process: chemical synaptic transmission; signal transduction; nervous system process. The transcript is spliced from 9 exons. NCBI's taxonomy places the organism in Eukaryota, Metazoa, Chordata, Crocodylia, Alligatoridae. Gene Ontology annotation, cellular component: synapse; postsynaptic membrane; neuron projection.
AUGAACCGGCAGCUAGUGAAUAUUUUGACAGCCUUGUUUGCAUUUUUCUUUGAGGCAAACCACUUCAGGGCGGCUUUCUGUAAAGAACAUGAUUCAAGAUCUGGAAAAUCCCCCUCACAGACCCUGUCUCCUUCAGAUUUUUUGGACAAAUUGAUGGGAAGGACUUCAGGGUAUGAUGCAAGAAUCAGACCAAAUUUUAAAGGUCCUCCUGUAAAUGUUACCUGCAACAUAUUUAUCAACAGCUUUGGUUCAAUAGCAGAAACUACAAUGGACUACAGAGUGAACAUUUUUUUGAGACAGCAAUGGAAUGACUCACGUCUGGCUUACAGCGAAUACCCUGAUGAUUCCUUGGAUUUGGAUCCAUCCAUGUUGGACUCUAUUUGGAAGCCUGAUUUGUUCUUUGCCAAUGAGAAAGGUGCAAACUUCCAUGAUGUUACAACAGACAACAAGCUGCUGAGGAUUUCUAAAACGGGGAAAGUUCUCUACAGUAUCAGGCUAACUUUAACCCUUUCCUGUCCCAUGGACUUGAAGAAUUUUCCUAUGGAUGUGCAGACUUGCACAAUGCAACUAGAAAGCUUUGGUUACACUAUGAAUGACCUGAUAUUUGAGUGGCUAAGUGAUGGUCCAGUGCAAGUUGCAGAAGGUUUAACUCUGCCACAGUUUAUUUUGAAAGAAGAUAAGGAACUUGGCUACUGCACAAAACAUUACAACACUGGAAAGUUUACAUGCAUUGAAGUCAAGUUUCAUUUGGAGCGUCAGAUGGGAUACUAUUUAAUCCAGAUGUACAUUCCUAGCCUGCUGAUUGUCAUUUUGUCUUGGGUUUCUUUCUGGAUCAACAUGGAUGCUGCUCCAGCCAGAGUCGCUCUGGGCAUCACUACAGUCUUAACAAUGACCACUCAGAGUUCAGGCUCCAGAGCUUCUCUUCCAAAAGUCUCCUAUGUAAAAGCUAUUGACAUCUGGAUGGCUGUGUGCCUUCUCUUUGUGUUCGCUGCAUUAUUGGAGUAUGCAGCAGUCAACUUUGUUUCAAGGCAGCACAAGGAGUUUCUGAGGCUUCGAAGAAGGCAAAAGAGACAAAACAAGGAAGAUGAUGUUACUCGUGACAGUCGAUUCAAUUUUGGUGGCUAUGGAAUGGGUCACUGUUUACAAGUUAAAGAUGGCACUGCAGUCAAGGCUACACCUCCCAACCCUCCUCCAGCACCACCAAAAGAUUCAGAUUCCAUCAAAAAGAAAUUUGUUGAUCGUGCAAAACGGAUUGAUACAAUAUCGCGGGCUGCAUUCCCACUAGCCUUCCUCAUUUUCAACAUCUUUUACUGGAUAACAUACAAAAUCAUUCGGCAUGAGGACAUUCACAAGAAAUAG